This is a messenger RNA of Triticum dicoccoides, 883 nucleotides long. RefSeq names its product ubiquitin-conjugating enzyme E2-17 kDa-like. Bases 1 to 654 code for a protein of 217 amino acids. NCBI's taxonomy places the organism in Eukaryota, Viridiplantae, Streptophyta, Magnoliopsida, Poales, Poaceae. The transcript is spliced from 6 exons. The record is from RefSeq and is a predicted model, not a curated record.
AUGGCAUCGGUGCUCGUCCACGCGCGUCGACACAACAGACGUGAUGUGGACCAGAUCAUGAACAUGUCAUCAAAGUUUGAGGUUCAUGCUAACACAAAUGUUAAACCAUUAGAGCAGCCAAAGAAGAACAUGGGCAAAACCAUUAUCUUAGUGGGGAAAACAUGGAAUUUCAGCGACAAGUCAGUUCUGACGAAGAAAGAGCUUAUCAUGGCUUCAAAACGUAUCCUGAAGGAACUCAAGGACUUGCAGAAAGAUCCUCCGACAUCAUGCAGUGCAGGUCCUUCUGGCGAGGAUAUGUUCCAUUGGCAGGCAACCAUUAUGGGUCCUCCUGAUAGUCCCUAUGCUGGAGGUGUUUUCUUAGUGAAUAUCCAUUUCCCCCCGGACUACCCCUUCAAGCCUCCGAAGGUAUCGUUCAAGACAAAGGUCUUCCAUCCGAACAUCAAUAGCAAUGGAAGCAUAUGCCUCGACAUUCUGAAGGAGCAAUGGAGUCCUGCUUUGACAAUCUCUAAGGUUCUGCUUUCAAUCUGCUCACUGCUUACCGACCCUAACCCGGACGACCCUCUCGUCCCUGAGAUUGCCCACAUGUACAAGACGGAUCGGUCCAAGUACGAGACGACAGCCCGCAGCUGGACGCAGAAGUAUGCCAUGGGAUGAUCCGAAGCCCAUGCUCGUAUCCACUGCUUGCAUGCAGAAGAUUGUGUUGCUGUCCCGAGAAACUAUCUCUGGGCCAUUAUUUUCUUUGAUUACUUGUCGGUCGCGUGUGUCUCCCUGAUCCAUGUAGGAUCGCGUCGUAGUCAAAACAUCAACGUAUCAUUGCCAAAGUCCAUAAUGAAAUUGACAUAUGCUUCUCGUGAUAACUAUGCUAGUGUUGGUUCUCCCAUUC